Molecule: messenger RNA, 1926 nt
Organism: Diachasma alloeum
Lineage: Eukaryota; Metazoa; Arthropoda; Insecta; Hymenoptera; Braconidae
Exons: 4
Coding region: 503-1471 (322 amino acids)
Source: RefSeq, a predicted model, not a curated record
UCAACUUCAUGAUCACUUCCACUAUUAAUUCCUACCACAAAUCAACAUUCACACAAAUCCUCUUCGGAAAUUCACAAGUAUACAGCUCUGCAUCACCGCACAGCUGUUUCACAUAAAAUCCGAUUUUUCUACAAUUGUGAAUAUUAUGGGGUCCUGUUUAAAGAGUUCAACGAUGUGCAGAAAACGCAGGAUAAGUAGAAUGGUGCAUGUGAUGUCGAACUCUUAGAACCUUCUUCAUCAUACAAAUAAAGUACAAUUGUCCACUCCGAAUUAAUUGAAACUAACAGCAUAUUUAAAUAUACCUUUAACGAGUACAAUAAUUAACCCGAAAAAACUCGCGUGAACCUCAUAAAUAAUUCAAAUACCCGAGAAAAGAACCAAUUUAUCGCAAAAAGUAGAAAAAAGAGAAACUUGAGAACACAGAGUGUCAAUUAAAAACUUUCCUACUAUCCAAACCAAAAGACAUAAGCGACAUAAAAGUGAAGAUUUAAUACACUUGACAAUGGGUUCGUCGAGGCCGCCAGACCGUUCGCUUGGCAGUGGAAUAUCCUUUCCCCAGUGGAUGAGAGGAAAAGUUGAUAGUCGAUUCGAUUUCGACCAGAGCACCUUCAGUCCACCUUCCCACGACGACAGUUUCUUCUGCAUCAGAUACUCAAAAUCUGCUAGUGCCAAUCAACAACAGGAGGGUUUUCGGCCGUUCAAUGAAGUUCUGAAUGAGUCGAAACCUGUGAAUGAUACUAUCAAUAAGACUAGUAGUCAAUAUGAUCCAUCAUUAGUGUCCAGUGAUGCAACUAAAAUAUCGAACAUCAAGGAGAUAGACUUCAGCAAACAUCCACUGCCCUGUCAGCCGUAUGUUCCAAUUGCAAAUAAAGAGCGUGCAGGAAACGGCCAUCAAUUCGCUCAAAAAUCUCCCCAAACAAAAUCUCAAGGGACAGACGAUGGAUUUCACGGUGAGCCAGCGCUGUGUGGCAAAUCAAUCGUCAACGUGGCGACUCGCAUGAUGCUGGGAUCCCUCAAUAAGAAAUCCGAGAGUCCAGUGGACCCUAAAAUGGAAAAAAAUGAGGUGUUGAUUCGUAAGGGCAGCCAAUCAUUGCCAGUAACACCGAUAGCGUCGCCAACGUCAACGCCAGAGGGAUCGCCGAAAUCCCGUAGACGAGGGCAGGGCAACCGCUACUUCACGGGAUCGUUUAUACCGGAUCGUGAGAAAUACCAGAGUGGAUGGUUAUUGGGCAGUAUACUGAGUCAAUCAAGGGAAACAGUCGGCAAUAAAAUUGAAGAGGAGGAUGAAGUUGCGGAGGUGGUGCCACCGAAGACAUUAAACAGGAAAAAGUCCAUUUCCUCGCAGAAUCUUUCGUAUCUGGGUAAAGAGGAUAUAACUCCCAAGGCUAGUAUAAUGCAAGCCACUGUUACGUUCCAAGCUAAACCCUCGGAGCUGCGAGAAAUGAAUUUUUGGUCUCCAACGUCAAUGUAAUUUUUACCUUUAACUCAAUUUAUUCGCUCAUUCUUUCGUCUUCUGUCUUGAACCGGAGUGUAUCGGUUUUUAAUUUGGAAAAUUUUUAAUUUUCACUAGAUUGUACCUCAAUUUAUUGACAAAUUGCACACGUGCGAUGCUUUCUGACUAAUUCGCAAUAUUUUUUUUUGAUGAUUAUUAUUGUGGAUGUAAUUGUUAAAACCGUUUAUUUUGAUCGAUUUAAUUUAGUAGAUUGUAGGGUAGUGGUCGAUCACACCUGAUUAUUACAGAGGCAAAGAAUUCUCUUGUUUAUUGGAUUAUUUACUGGUCUGAAGAGACGUGAUCAUGGGUACAACAGUUUGAGAGUUAUGAUGGAUGAUUAAUUUGAUCGACUUUGCAGAGGGAAAAUGUUUCAUGUGAUUUUUUUGAGGUAUUGUUCAUAAUUGAAAAUGGAAAUAAAGAAACUAACACAACUA